Molecule: messenger RNA, 690 nt
Organism: Capsicum annuum
Lineage: Eukaryota; Viridiplantae; Streptophyta; Magnoliopsida; Solanales; Solanaceae
Product: hexose carrier protein HEX6-like
Biological process (GO): monosaccharide transmembrane transport
Cellular component (GO): membrane
Molecular function (GO): monosaccharide transmembrane transporter activity
Source: RefSeq, a predicted model, not a curated record
UUCUUCCAUGAUGUGUACAUUAAGAUGAAAGAAGACAAAGAAGUUAGCAACUACUGCAAAUUUGACAGCCAUUUGUUGACAUCAUUCACAUCGUCCCUAUAUGUAGCUGGUCUUUUUUCUAGUUUUCUUGCCUCAUCAGUCACCAGAGCGUUUGGUCGCAAAGCCUCAAUCCUUCUUGGGGGAGCUAAUUUCCUGGCUGGUGCAGCACUUGGUGGAGCUGCUUCUAAUAUCUAUAUGCUUAUACUUGGCAGAGUUUUAUUAGGUGUUGGUGUUGGUUUUGCAAAUCAGGCUGUACCAUUGUAUCUGUCAGAAAUGGCACCAUCCAAGUACAGAGGAGGAUUCAACAAUAGCUUUCAACUAAGUAUAGGUAUUGGAGUUCUAAUAGCAAACCUUGUAAAUUAUGGCACUCAGAAGGUCAAAGGUGGCUGGGGAUGGAGAGUCUCACUAGCUAUGGCUGCAGUUCCAGCGUCCAUGUUAACGUUAGGCGCAUUGUUCCUCCCAGAUACCCCCAACAGCUUGAUUCAACGCACAAAUGAUCACGAAAAGGCUAAAAGGAUGCUGCAAAGAGUCAGAGGUACUAAUGAUGUACAAGCAGAAUUUGAUGAUCUUAUCUUAGCCAGUGAAAUUGCAAAAAGUAUUAAACACCCUUUCAAGAACAUUCUACAAAGAAAAUAUAGGCCUCAACUUGUC